This is a messenger RNA of Sebastes umbrosus (honeycomb rockfish), 2279 nucleotides long. RefSeq lists its product as uncharacterized. The transcript is spliced from 5 exons. The record is from RefSeq and is a predicted model, not a curated record. Bases 123 to 533 code for a protein of 136 amino acids. NCBI's taxonomy places the organism in Eukaryota, Metazoa, Chordata, Actinopteri, Perciformes, Sebastidae.
GUCUCAGUCCAUCAGGAUCAUCACAUCUCUCUCUGCUCUCUUUGUCUCUCUAUCAUUCAUUCAUUCAUUCUUUCAUUCAUCCAUUCAUCCAUUCAUCCAUUCAUCCAUUCUCUGUGUGAAUCAUGUCCAGUUUGGGUCUCCUGUCUGUUUAUCUGAGUGGAGCUUCACUGAUCCUCCUGCUGAGUGCUGUGUCUGAGGCUCAGUAUUAUGAACUCUCGCCGGCUCCAGACUACGACGACUACAACGCCACCUUCGAGUACAGCUUCUACAGUAACACCAGCAGCGAGGACCUGGACAAGUUCAGCGAACGGUUCAUCGAUGAAGAGGAAGCCGAAGAGGAGGACACAGGGGGCCAACGGGAGGAAGAGGAUGUGACUGUUACCAUGACAACGACUCGAGGAACUACAGAGCAGGGCGAGGUCGACGGUCGCAGCGCUGCAUCACUUUCUGUUUCUCUGGAAAUCAGGACACUCGUCUGGACUCUGAUGAUCCUGAUCAGCCUGAACAUGCAGCAGCUACAACACACACUGUGAUGGCGGACACACACACACACUCAGCAGCUGAUGUCGGAUUAGUUGGAUCCUGCAGAAACCAGCGCGGGUCACCUGAUCUGAGGUGGGAGGAGUCACCCGUGUGACCUUUGACCUCUGCCGAGAGCCUCAACGUGGGUUUACAGGUGGACCUCAGCCAAUCACAGAGCUUUAUCAGCACCACAGUACACAGUCACAGACUCUUCUUCUUCAUUCUUCUAUAUCUGAUCACACUGUUUCACUGCUUUACCUGAGUGUAUGAGACCAAACAGGACCGAGAUUAUACAUAUAUAUAUGUACAUAUAUAUAUAUACAUUAUAUAUAUAUAUGGUGGUAAUCUGUAUGAAUAUGGAAGUUCAUUAAUGACAAAACUGUUGAGUAAGAGCACAAUAAAAUCAGGCUGUAAUAAAGCUGGACAAGUAAUUCACAGAGAAAAAUACAAGCAAAUCAAUUUAAAAAAUAAGCCAAAGCCAAACUUGACAAAUGUGAGUUUUAACAAUUCCUUCUGAUAAAUUAAUUAUUUUCUAUCACGUCAGUAAUUCUGUUCGUGUCAGCCUACAGUACACACUCGUCUGCUGAGCGUCCAGCAGCGAUUACAGCUCAACUCUCCAGAUUCUAAGUAACUGGAGACUAAACUUUAUAUUUCUACGCCUCAUAGAUCAUAAACCCUUUAAUAUAAUAACGACUCGUUGAAAUCGGUUGAGAAAUGUAGACGUUAGAGUGCUUUUUAUCCAGAAAAACGGCAACUCCACCGUUCACCAGUAUCUAGGGUUACAAACCAGUCUUGCCCGGUCCAAUAUGGCGUCCACGUUGACGGUAACGGGCUGAAGCGUCCAAUGUGGCGUCUACGUAUAUAUGUCUAUGGCAACAAACCCAGUGCAUUCUGGGUUUUAAAGAGAAAGCCACCGCCCUUUCCUCUGUUUCCUCAUCAUGUCUACUGCCUUUCCAACGGUGAAAUACUUCUUUACGUUUGGCUCGAUGUUCCUGUGGUUACUCACUUCCUGCUUCUCACCUGAUAUAUUUUUGUUAUGAAAAGUACACUCUUCCAAUAAUACUUGUUAUACUGCAGUCGGACUACAACACCUGAACCUGACACGUCAUGCUUUACCUGCAGAACCAGAUUUGUCGUUAAUGAACUUCCAUAAAUCCACCUUCAGUUUAUUUAUGUUAAAGUGUGACGGUGCUGUUACAGUCAGGUUAUAUUAUAUAUAUAUACGCUGAAACACACAGAAAGAAGAGAACGGGAUUUCUUCUUUCUCUGUUUUUUUUAUUUAAUCUGUAAAAACAUUUCACAGAGUUUCACUGUGAGUCAAACAGCACUAAAUCAGUUUAUCGUCCUGAGAGAAAGGAAGUUAAAUAAUGCGCUCUGCUUCUCAGUAAACCAGAUUGAAUCAAGUUUAAACUUCCGGCACACAAGGAGGAAGCAUUUGUCCCCGUCGAAUUAAAAAUCGGUGGAAAUAUUUCUGCUUCCAUCUGGUUGAAUGAAGCGUUUAAAACGUUUAAAACGUUUAAAACGUUUAAAGCAUUUAAAACGUUUAAAAUGUUUAAAAUGUGUUUCUGUAAACAGACAGAGAAGUAUUUUUAUGAGCACCUUCAGAGAAAUAAGUUAAAGUUUUAGAAUAUUACAUAAAUUAACAGAAAUUCUGUUUAAUUAAAACACAUUUUGGUUUGAUACCAGAACAUUAGAGAACUUCCAGAACAAUCAGAUUUUUAUAUGUUUGUCUUUUGCAAUAAAAUGUAUGAAAACAA